This is a messenger RNA of Solanum dulcamara, 1053 nucleotides long. RefSeq lists its product as uncharacterized. The transcript has a single exon. The coding region runs from base 303 to 725 and encodes 140 amino acids. Lineage: Eukaryota; Viridiplantae; Streptophyta; Magnoliopsida; Solanales; Solanaceae. The record is from RefSeq and is a predicted model, not a curated record.
AUUCCCUCAUUCAAACCAAAAUUCUUAGUUGAGUUCUCCUUCUUAACGACCGACAGAAAAUAGGAUUGAUCAAAUUUUAUCACGUCUGACAGAAAAUAGGAUUAAUUAGAUUCUAUUGUGUCUGACAUUGCUCCAUUACCUUAUAAAAUCCCAUUCUAAAGAGCAAUUAUUUCCUCAUUCGAACCAAAAUUCUUCAUUCAGUUUAACUUUACGACAUAAAACAAUCUCGAUCAAAUUUUGUUGAGUCUGACAUUGUUUUGUUACCUUAUCGGGUAUUACUUCAAACAAUUUUAACAUUACCAAUGGCUUCUUGUCUAUUCUUUUUUGUUGUCUUUUCCCUACCCUUUAUUGUUAAAGCUCAAGAAAGGUCUCCUCAUGGCCUUGCUUAUGAAAGCCCUGUUGCAGUUUCACCAGAAGCAUACUCAUUUUUUCACCCUGAGACUCAAAAACAGAACACUACUACUAGUGAAAGUUUAUGUGAUGAUAAUAAUAGUACACCAGGUUGUUCAAGAUUUCCUACAACAUCAAGUGUGCAGUCUAAUUUGGCACAUGAAAGUUUAUCGCAAACCCACGAGGAAGGUGAUACGCGAAUGGGAGCUGGUGGGAUGGUUGGAAUUGCUCUUGGGUUCGGGUUUGCUAUUCUGUUAGCAUUCGGUGUUUACUAUGUGGCAAUUGUGCAAAAACGCAACUCGAGCAAAGGUGCUCCUGUCCAGCUCAAUGUCUAACUCUUCAAAAAUAUUGUUGCAUUAUGUCAGACCUCCCCAAAAUUCACUAUUUUAGAAGAAUUCGACAUGCACCUAUCGAUAUUUUUGAAGAAUCCAAACAACAUAGAUCACAUGCUUUUACUCUUAUCCAUCCCCUGCUGUUUCAUCUCAUUUUUUACCACCACCUUUUUUUGGUUUGUUACCUUUCCUAUAGUAAUAUGAUUUGGGAAUGUGAGAUGUAGCUAUUGUUUGUAUCAGUAGUUAGUGAUAUAAUAGUACAAUUAUUUAGUCAUUACUGUCAUCCAAACAAACCAUAAAUAUGUAUUUACUUUACAUACUUAAUUUUUAA